GGAGGAGUGGGUUGACAAGGUUGGGGUCCACGGGCCAGCGCCAGAGGGGAUCGGAGCUCCGGACCGUGGCUGAGCUGCUGAGGGCGCCAUGGAGCCGCGGCGGCCGGCGGGAGGGGCGAGGGUGGCGAGGCCUUGCUUUUCGGGGCCUAUCGCUCCCAUCCCUGGGGAUGUGGCCUCAUGGAUGAGCUGGUACAUGACUUAGCCUCAGCCUUGGAGCAGACAUCUGAGCAGAAUAAGCUUGGUGAGCUGUGGGAGGAGAUGGCCCUGAGCCCUCGGCAGCAGAGGCGGCAGCUUCGGAAACGCCGAGGCCGGAAGCGUCGUUCAGACUUUACUCACCUGGCAGAGCAUACCUGCUGCUAUAGCGAGGCCUCUGAGUCAAGUCUGGAUGAGGCCAUUAAGGACUGUCGAGAAGUGGCCCCAGUCACCAAUUUUAGUGACUCAGAUGACACAAUGGUAGCCAAACGGCACCCAGCUCUCAAUGCCAUUGUUAAGAGUAAGCAACAUUCUUGGCAUGAAUCUGACUCCUUUACUGAAAAUGCACCUUGUCGACCACUCAGGCGCCGGCGGAAGGUAAAGCGAGUGACAUCAGAGGUGGCUGCCAGCCUUCAGCAGAAGCUGAAGGUGUCAGAUUGGAGCUAUGAGAGAGGCUGCAGGUUCAAGUCUGCUAAGAAGCAACGUCUGUCCCGCUGGAAGGAGAAUACUCCCUGGACCUCAUCAGGCCACGGGUUGUGUGAAUCAGCAGAAAAUAGGACUUUCCUAAGCAAAACGGGGAGGAAAGAAAGGAUGGAGUGUGAAGCAGAUGAACAAAAACAGGGCUCUGAUGAGAACAUGUCAGAAUGUGAAACCAGCAGUGUGUGUAGCAGCAGUGACACUGGGCUCUUUACCAAUGAUGAAGGACGGCAAGGGGAUGAUGAGCAGAGUGAUUGGUUCUAUGAAGGAGAAUGUGUCCCAGGAUUCACUGUCCCUAAUCUUCUGCCCAAGUGGGCUCCUGAGCAUUGCUCUGAAGUAGAAAGAAUGGAUUCUGGACUGGAUAAACUUUCAGAUUCCACAUUCCUUUUACCUUCUCGGCCAGCUCAAAGAGGGUAUCAUACUCGCUUGAAUCGUCUGCCUGGAGCUGCAGCUCGAUGCCUCAGAAAGGGGCGGAGAAGGCUUGUUGGAAAGGAGACCAUAAGUACUUUGGGUACUGAGAGGAUAAGCCAUAUCAUUAGUGACCCUCGGCAGAAAGAAAAGAAUAAAGCGUUGGCUUCUGACUUUCCUCACAUUUCUGCCUGUGCGCAUGAGUUUAAUCCCCUUUCUCCUCUGUACUCCCUGGAUGUUCUUGCUGAUGCUUCUCACCGAAGGUGUUCACCAGCACACUGCUCUGCCAGACAGGCAAACAUACACUGGGGACCACCAUGUUCACGUGACAUUAAGAGGAAACGGAAACCUGUGGCCACAGCAUCUCUGUCUAGCCCCAGUGCAGUUCACAUGGAUGCAAUGGAGCCAACCGCACCAGUAUCACAAGCCCAGGAAUCUCCAAACUCUGAGUGGUUGGUCAGGACCUCUGCAGCAGAGAAAGCCACUGACUCAACUACAGCUACAUUUUUUAAAAUGCCACAAGAAAAGAGCCCCGGACACAGCUAAAGAACACUAUUUCACCUGCCAGGAGCUGACUCAAUGUUGUUGAAACAAAUGUUAGACUUUGUAUUAUAUGGUCUUGCAUAUCUUAAUUGACAUUCCUAGUCCUCACCAUCAGGGCCGACUCCUCUUCAAACACAGCAGUGGACUCUUUCUCUUAGAAAAUCAUCUUGUGGAAAUCGCUCUCUCUUUUCUUUUUAAAUUAGUAAAGUAUUGAGACAGCAAUUUUUUUAAAAAAAAGAUUAUGCUAUGCUAUGCUAUAUUUGUUACAUUAUUAUUGCUGUCCCACAUUUACAUACAGCUCCAUUUAUAGAGCUGUUGAUUUUUGCAGGUGUGUCUUUGUUCUUGAAAAAGUAGUAACUGCUUUUGCAUACCUUUUGUGUAGAGUUUUUACUAUCAGUUGAGGAAAUCCCACAUUUGCAGCCAGUUCCAAACAAAUUUAAAUACCAAGUUAAGACCUGUAUGGAAUUGUGUUUGCAGGAUAUAAGGCUUGCCUUUGAGCUUGGUCUUGAUUCACUCAGAGUGCCAAUAAGAUAAAUCAGCCAAGUUCUCAAUUUGGAACCUCAGAAGAGACGCCAGCAGCCUGGACUUCCGGAACUUCCUCCAUUUUUAUGCAAAUGGCUAAUGGGAUCACCAGCAGCCGCUUUGUACUUUACCUCAUCUCCAAAGUUUGUGUUCUACCAAAAGAGGACAUAUCCGUAUACACAAAUUGGUGUAAUGAUGUUUUAGGUGUACAGCAAAUUUAAAAUUGUCAGUGGAUUGUGUCUUACUAUUUCAUGUCCCAGUGUAAGCUUUUAUGUCUUAAAUGGGACUUUAUUGUUAGUAUUAUCGAUCAAUAACCUGAAGCAGAAAUUCAUCAUCUAUUAUAAUAUGGCUUUUGGGGGCCAGGCUUUGGGAAGGAAAAUGUCUUUUUGACAUGCCUUUAUACUUGGCAUGUUUAUGAUGGCUCAGCUGCAUGUAGAGUUACAUAUACAGUCGUGCCUGAAGUUGGAUGCUACUUUGUCAAAAUGAGGAAUAAGUGACUGCCUGGAGCUGCUGGAGAAAAGCCACCCUUUCUCAAAAGUGUUAUCAAGACUGUCGUUCAGGGGCCUGGUUGACAGAAGGGCUCUUUUUUUGUACAAAUUGAGUGCUUUUAUUCUGAAAUACAUGGAAGCUGUUUGCUAAGUACUCACUGAUCUGGUCAUGUUAUAGAGGAACUUCCACUCCUGUACCUAGUUAUGUUCUGUCUUAAAUAGGUGCUGAGUGGGGCAGUGCCUCCUUUCCCCAAAGAGUGAUUGGCUCUUUUUCCCACAUAGAUGUAAUGGUGGGCUGCUUUAUCAUGGUUCUUUUAAAAAUUACAGUCCUUAUCAGUGGACACUCCAGAAUUUCUUUAUCAGUGAGGUGGGGAGGUGUGUGGGCAUGACUCUAGUCGGAAAGGGGGACUUGAAGCUAAGUUUACAUAGCACUUUAUGUAAGACUGAAAACAUAUCAAUUGUCUGUAACAAGGAAUUUGGUAGAGGGAGGGACACAUGGAGAUUAUGGGAUGGGAAAGGAGUAGUACUAAAGCCAACCCAGAGUCCCUCAGACUCUCCCCUGGUUCUCAUGUGCUCAUGAGUGUAUUCACAGGGGGUUUCAAAGCUGCACUUUCCUUACCCAUGGGCUGUACCCGUAGAAGUAUAGAAAAUAUCUGUUGAAUAUAAAAUGGCUCUACUGAAUUGUUUUAGUGAUGAAGGUAGGUUUUAUUGUUAUGUGCAUUCUCACCUAGUCCUCAUAGUGACCUGUGGCAUAUGUUUCUAACAUACUUGGUUGGAUUUAAUAGAGAAAUCUAUGGAUAUAAUUUUUUUUUCUUCAUGCCAAACUCUGUGGUUUAUACAGAGAUUGAUCCUGUGAUCAUGACCUUUUAAGUCCUCUACAGUUCAAGUGGCCAAGGUGUUCCAGCUUCUUUUCUUCAUGACGUGUUGCUUAAUAGUCCUCCUUUCUAUCUAUGAUUAAAAAUAAUUUACAUAUACAACUUUAUUUUUUAAACAUCUCUACAAAGUCAUGCCAUUUUCCAGAGAUGAAAACAGUCACUUGCUAAAAAUCACAUAACUAAACCCAGGGCUAAAAUCCCAGACUUUGUCUGCAUAAUCUGUUGUUUUUCAGUGAUAGACCUGAGGCAUUCUGAGACCCAUAUUUAUGAAACAGUAUGCCAUGAAUGUUUAUUGUCUUUAUUGGGCAUGCUUUUCUACACAUUUUGAAUACUUUCAACAGGGGUCACCCAAGAAUGCAACAUCUCCCUGUAACAAAUGGGAAGAAAAUUAGUUGCCUCCGAGAAUGGAAUAUUAAGCACACAAAUUCUUUCCAACACAGGGUUGUGAAAUUGUGCCCCUCAUAUUAAGGUGCUGUAUGUGCAUGCUUAAGGAAUUAUUAAUCAACUUAUUCUGCUUGUUUUCUGUAUUAACCAAUUCCAGAGGAUCAAGUGAAUUUUGAAUCUUAAAAUUUAAAUUUCCUUCUUAUAUGGCAUGGUGUAUAAUGCCAUAAAUUAAGAAAAAUCUGUUACCUUUCAAGAAAAUAUACUUCUUUCAAAAUCAUGUUUUUGUAACCAGUGUUGGAGAAACUGAUAGCAUCACUUACUUUGGGGAUGAUCCUUGAGCUCACAUGUUUGAUUUGCUCAGAAGUAAUAACUGAAGCUGAGUUCCACAGUUUUUAUUUGUCUCAGGGUUCUGAUUUAUACCAGCUAGCUACACAGAUUGCCUGAGUCCUCAUCUCGUGUGUUUUCCACAAUGGGCAAAGUCAAGACAUUAUCUACUUGCAUGAGGAUCAUUCAUAAAAAGUUAGUUUGACUUGUGAGUUUAAGGGGAUUUGAGAUUAUUUUUCAGAUGCAGUAUUUUAAAGAAAACAACUCUAUUUGUAUCAAAACUUUUGUGUUGCCUUUUGAUAAGAACUGAUGAGAAGAGGAAAUUGGUAGGUAUUUACAUGGUACCAAGUUUGGAGGGGGAGAAUAUUUUACUGAGUGGUAUAUGGCUAGAAAAUAUCUAUAUCUAUAUAUCUAUACCACAGCCUGGGAAAUUCUGGUGCUGCAGACUUAAAGGGGCAGAGUUAUCACAGAAGUCACUUGGCAUUGAAAAAGUUACAGUGUUGAAAAAGGAGCUAGGCUGGCACAGUCAUUGCUGAUGUGAUGGGUUCUCCACUUAGGCUCCAGGUGAAGGCUCCUGACCAUGCAUGAUUAUUUCAGGUCUUUAUUUUGGCUUCAUCACUGUGGUUCUGCACUACGUGCCCCCCCCCCCCCUUGGGGAGGAGGCUAUGUAAAAACCUCAGCAUUAGAAGCUAUUCUGUGUCCUAUACAUAUGUCUUGUGAACCUUAUCUGAGCUGGGAUGGGAGUGGAGCGGCUUAUUCUAGCAGCUGUUGGAAAGUCUAAUUGGAGACAGUUAGAGGAUGUGUCGUGGUUCAUAGGAUGGUGGGAGGGAUGGUAGAAGAAGUUUGCUCUUGUCGGCUGCUUCCUUUGCUAAUGCUUGAGCUGCCGGUUUUGCUUGUUUUUAUUCCUUUAUCUCCCACUCCUAUUGUAACAGUUAGCAGAGUUGCCAUUUCUGGCAACAAUCAGGUUGGGUUCCUAACCCAUCAGAAAACUGGUACAGAGGGGAAAGGUGAGGAAAAUGGUCAGUUUCACCACUAAGCACUAAACCCAAGUGGCACAGCUGCUUUCUACUAUGUUAUGAUCACAAAAAGAUGAACAUCAAAUGCCUGGAAAUAAUAGCAACACCAAAAAGAAAUAAGGUGAGCCACAUUGCUGAAGAGUGUGGAUUAUAAGUUUUUAACAAGCCCAGAAAAACAAACUUGUGGCCAGAAGAAGAAAUUUUCCAGCCACUGCAAAUGGAUAUAAAAAGCAUUUGGUAAAAUUUUCAGAUUUGGGGACUAAAAUGUUUCAAGUACAGCAUUGAAGAAUGGAUCAGAUCUGGAAGAUGUUCAGCAAGGAAAGUCUUGGCGAGACGGAGAAGUGGGAAGCAGGGGGAAUAGAAGGGGAGAAGCUGAAAGCAGGGGUCCUCGAAGUGUGGCCCUCAGGCCAGCACCAGCAGCCCUUUUUUCAGCCCCACCAGACCCACCAAGUCAGAAACUCUGAGGGUAAGGCUAAAGUUAGAACCGCAGGCUUUGCCACAGUUUAAAGGAAAUGUUUUAAUGUACUUGUAUCUUCCUAAGCUCUGAGGUGCAAUCUUUAUUUCCCUCCCUAAGUAAAGAGAUGUAUUGUGUAUUUACCAUAUUUUUUUCUCCACAAGCUCCUGAAGGAUCCUCUGGAAAUAUUGAGGAAUAAGAUGUGGAGGAAAAUGCCAUCAAAGCCAUGUUUAGAUGGAUGAAAGUAACCUUUUUAAAAUGGAUAAAAACGUAGCAAUGAAUGUUUAGUCUUGAAGGAUAGUCUUUUUCACAAUUGACAGUAAAAACAUUUAUGUAAGAUACUUCCAUCUGUGAGUUUACCAUAUUUGUUCAUUAGUUCUUAGUUUCAGGGGAAAGUGUCAUGUAUUUUCCAGCGUGAUGAUGAAUCCUUUAAAGUAUGGCUCAUAAAAAUGAAAACAUAAUUGGAAGAAAAAAACCACUUUGGUACAUUGCAGCUGUGUAAUAAAUACCUGUUGAGUUAUUGGUAA
This is a messenger RNA of Cynocephalus volans (Philippine flying lemur), 6210 nucleotides long. RefSeq names its product G-patch domain containing 2 like (gene GPATCH2L). Lineage: Eukaryota; Metazoa; Chordata; Mammalia; Dermoptera; Cynocephalidae. The coding region runs from base 178 to 1623 and encodes 481 amino acids. The record is from RefSeq and is a predicted model, not a curated record. The transcript has 10 exons. Gene Ontology annotation, cellular component: nucleus.